Messenger RNA from Arabidopsis arenosa, 4967 nucleotides. Lineage: Eukaryota; Viridiplantae; Streptophyta; Magnoliopsida; Brassicales; Brassicaceae. The record is from the annotation of a GenBank genome assembly.
AAGAUUCUAGCUUUUUUUUUUCUUCUAGAGAUAGUUUUUUACUCAGAAGAGCUCGUUAAGAGUUUAUAGUGUUAAGCGAUGAAGAGUGCGUCGACGGAACAAUCAGUUGAGAGAAUCGAAAACGGUCACAAGAAGAAGAGGAACAGACCUCAGAAACAUAUGCGUCGAUCUAAACACAGCUCAGUACCGAUAGAGGAUACACAUGUGGAGGAGUCAUCAGAUGGUAGAACUAGUAGUAGGAGUAAAGCUAAAGAUUCUACUUCUUCAUCGAAGCAGCAGAUAUCGGAUCAUUCUAAUGAACUUGAAGCUAUGAGAGCGUCUAAUGUUGCUUUCAAUUCUAUGCCGCCUAUGCGUUUUGAGGGGCGAGCAGAAACUGGUUGUCCAGGGAGAUCUGAAAGUCCGUUGCUUUCUUCUCCUGAAGUUAGUAAGCAAUUGUUAUCGAAGUCGUGCCCUGAUCCUAGGGCUUGUGAGCAGUCUCCUAGGAUGGAUGGUGACUUGUUCCCGCAAAUUGAAGGUUCCUCUCAGCGAAAGAUUUUCUCUUCACACUGGUCUCUUGAUGCUGUGAGCCAAGCUUUAGAGAAAGGUGAAGCUUUUAAAGCGCUAUUUCGGGUGAAUGCUCAUAAUCGCAAUGAGGCUUACUGUAAGAUCGAUGGAGUCCCUACAGAUAUUCUAAUCAAUGGAAAUGUUGGCCAAAAUAGAGCAGUGGAAGGUGAUAUCGUUGUUAUUAAAUUGGAUCCGCUCUCACUGUGGCCCAAGAUGAAAGGAUUUGUUACUGAAAGUGUUGCUAAGCCUGAAGGAACGAACAGUCCCCCAGAGAAAGAUGACAAAAAUGCUCGACAAAAUAAUGCUGUUGAUGUGGUGGAAGGUUUUGAAGAUGGGUUCUUGGCAAACAACUCUUCAGUUAUAGGACAAGGAACUAAGAACGGUGUUACUCGCAGUUCUUCACAAUUAUUGGAUUCAUGUUUGGGUUCUUUUUGUGAGCAGAAAGGAAAUUGCAGUGUGGUUGAAAAGCUAUGCGGCAUCCUAAGUUCCUUCCCCCACAAACGACCUACGGGACAAGUAGUUGCUGUUGUUGAAAAAUCACUUGUAAGGGAUUCUAUCGUUGGCUUGCUUGAUGUCAAGGGAUGGAUUCAUUACAAGGAAAGUGAUAAAAAAAGGUGCAAGUCUCCUCUGUCUCUUUCUGAUGAUGAAUAUGUCCAACUGAUGCCUGCAGACCCUAGGUUUCCUAAAUUGAUUGUUCCCUUCCAUGUCUUACCUGGAAGCAUUAGAGCAAGACUUGAGAAUUUGGAUCCAACUCUCGAGGCAGAGUUGGUAGCUGCCCAAAUUGUAGACUGGGGCGAAGGGAGUCCAUUUCCCGUAGCCCAAAUUACACAUCUAUUUGGCCGAGGCAGUGAAUUGGAGCCUCAGAUCAAUGCGAUAUUAUAUCAAAACUCGGUUUGCGAGUCUGACUUUUCUCCUGGUUCGCUUACUAGUCUUCCACAUGUGCCUUGGGAAGUACCAGAAGAAGAGGUUCAACGUAGAAAAGAUCUGAGAGACCUGUGUGUAUUAACUAUCGACCCCUCGACGGCUACAGAUCUUGAUGAUGCUCUAUCAGUGCAAAGUUUACCCGGCGGUUUUUUUAGAGUCGGUGUUCACAUUGCUGAUGUUUCCUACUUUGUUUUACCAGAGACUGCUCUUGACACAGAAGCUCAGUUUAGGUCGACAAGUGUUUACUUGCUCCAGAGAAAAGUAUCAAUGUUGCCUCCAUUACUAUCAGAGAACAUAGGUUCACUUACUCCCGGAGCUGAUAGACUUACUUUUUCUAUCUUCUGGGAUUUAAAUAGAGAAGGGGAUGUGAUAGAUCGCUGGAUUGGUCGUACUGUUAUACGGUCGUGCUGCAAGCUUUCAUAUGACCAUGCUCAAGACAUUAUAGAUGGGAAAAGUGAUGGUGCAGAAAAUGGCUGGCCUGCGUUGCAUGGAUCUUUCGAGUGGAGUGAUGUAAUUCGAUCUGUCAAACAGCUUAGUGAGAUUUCUACCACUUUAAGGCAAAGAAGAUUUAGAAAUGGGGCUUUGCAGCUGGAAAAUUCGAAGCCUGUUUUUCUGUUUGAUGAACAUGGAGUUCCAUAUGAUUUUGUGAUGUCUUCUAGAAAGGGUUCAAAUUUUCUUGUUGAGGAGUUUAUGCUCUUAGCAAAUAUGACAGCGGCUGAGGUUAUUUCUCAAGCUUACCCUGCUAGAGCAUUGCUCCGGAGGCAUCCAGAACCAAAUACGCGCAAGCUCAAAGAAUUUGAAGGCUUUUGUUCAAAGCAUGGUAUGGAUUUGGACAUUUCUUCUUCUGGCCAACUCCAGGAGUCAUUGGAGAAAAUCACUGGAAACCUCAAGGAUGACUCAGUUUUUGUAGAUAUUCUGAACAAUUAUGCUAUAAAACCUAUGCAGUUUGCAUCUUACUUCUGCACUGGGAAUUUGAAGGACAGUGUUGCUGAGUGGGGACACUAUGCACUAGCUGUUCCUCUUUAUACUCACUUCACAUCUCCUCUUCGACGGUACCCAGACAUAGUUGUUCAUCGUGCGAUAGCUGCUGCUCUUGAGGCUGAGGAGUUGUACUCAAAGCUGAAGCAAACAUCAAUUGAUGAAGUGGGAAGCUGUUUCACCGGCAUUCAUUUCAAUAAAGAUGCUGCUGAAUCUAUGGAGGGAAAGGAAGCAUUAUCAGUCGCUGCUUUGAAACAUGGUGUUCCCUCCACUGAAAUACUUUCUGAUGUCGCUGCUUAUUGCAAUGAGAGGAAGCUGGCUGCUCGAAAAGUCAGAGAUGCAUGUGAUAAGCUCUACACUUGGUUUGUGCUGAAGAAAAAAGAGGCAAGUAUAUUGGUUUUUCCGUGUGAAGCUAGAGUAAUGAACUUGGGAUCAAGAUUUAUGACUGUUUACAUUAGCAAGCUUGGCAUUGAACGGAGAAUAUACUACGACCAAAUCGAAGGCUUGUGUGCAGACUGGUUAGAUGCAACAUCAACUUUAAUCCUCGAUAUACUAUAUUCCAAGAGAGGUGGAAGAGGCUAUUUCAAGCCCUUGAAGGAAGCUGUCUAUUUGGUGAGUCCUUGUGAUCUAUGUGUUGCAAAAUGCAGCACAUUGUCCGUCCAUGACACCGAGUCAUCAGAAGCUGUGUCAAAAGACAAGGUUGCCCCCGCGGUUUUCCCUUUGACCAUCCAACUUUUCUCGACCAUUCCUGUGGUUCUUCACGCUGUUGGUGGAGAUGAUGGUCCGCUCGAUAUAGGAGCGAGACUCUACAUGAUUAUGAUGUCAAGCAUAGUGCCUGUUGUGCCAAAAAAGACGAGUGGAGCUAGAGAUUUCCGUUUUAUGCCAACAGGGAUUGCAACCAAGGCGCCUAAGACUGAGAAUACCCACGUCCCUAGUGCACUGCAAAGAAGAAAAAUUAAAGUCACUCUCAAGAAAGACAAGAUUGGACCAAAUGUCUUUAGACUCAUGAAGAUUCGGUACUACACAUGGAAGACUAGGAAUAAACUAAGCAAGCAGGCAGCUGUAAAACUGAAUGAAUUCAAGUCAAUGUACCUGGACAUAAAUAGUGUGAUGCUCAAACAAUUUAGCUUCAAAUCCUCUCUUCUCCCAUUUUCGUCUCAUUCCCGACGAAGCUCUUCCAAACUCCAUCGUCCUAUCGGAGCCACCAUGACCACAUUUUCGACUCAGAACGAGUCAACUCAGAAACCCGUCCAGGUGGCGAAACGAUUAGAGAAAUUCAAGACUACGAUUUUCACUCAAAUGAGUAUAUUGGCUGUUAAACACGGAGCGAUAAAUUUAGGUCAAGGCUUUCCCAAUUUCGACGGUCCUGAUUUCGUUAAAGAAGCUGCAAUCCAAGCUAUUAAAGAUGGUAAAAACCAGUAUGCUCGUGCAUACGGCAUUCCUGAGCUCAAUUCUGCUAUAGCUGCGCGGUUUGGUGAAGAUACGGGUCUUGUUGUUGAUCCGGAGAAAGAAGUUACUGUUACGUCUGGCUGCACAGAAGCCAUAGCUGCAGCUAUGUUGGGUUUAAUAAACCCUGGUGAUGAAGUCAUUCUCUUUGCCCCAUUCUACGAUUCUUAUGAAGCGACGCUCUCUAUGGCUGGUGCUAAAAUAAAAGGAAUCACUUUACGCCCACCGGACUUCUCUAUCCCUUUGGAAGAGCUCAAAGCUGCGGUAACUAACAAGACCCGAGCCAUCCUCAUGAACACUCCGCACAACCCAACCGGGAAGAUGUUCACGAGAGAGGAGCUUGAAACCAUUGCAUCUCUCUGCAUUGAAAAUGAUGUGCUUGUGUUCUCAGAUGAAGUAUACGAUAAGCUUGCGUUUGAAAUGGAUCACAUUUCCAUAGCUUCUCUUCCCGGUAUGUAUGAAAGAACCGUGACCAUGAAUUCCCUGGGAAAGACUUUCUCUUUAACGGGAUGGAAGAUCGGCUGGGCGAUUGCACCGCCUCAUCUGACUUGGGGAGUUCGACAAGCACACUCUUACCUCACAUUCGCCACAUCAACACCAGCACAAUGGGCAGCCGUUGCAGCUCUCAAGGCACCAGAGUCUUACUUCAAAGAGCUGAAAAGAGAUUACAAUGCGAAAAAGGAGAUUCUGGUAAAGGGUUUGAAGGAAGUCGGGUUUAAAGUGUUCCCAUCGAGCGGGACUUACUUUGUGGUUGCGGAUCACACUCCAUUUGGAUUGGAGAACGAUGUCGCCUUCUGUGAGUAUCUUAUUGAAGAAGUUGGGGUCGUUGCGAUCCCGACUAGCGUCUUUUAUCUGAAUCCAGAAGAAGGGAAGAACUUGGUUAGGUUUGCGUUCUGUAAAGACGAAGAGACGUUGCGUGGUGCAAUUGAGAGGAUGAAGCAGAAGCUAAAGAGAAAAGUCUGAAGUUUGAAUUAGAAAAUACCUUAUUUUUAUGUUGUUGUGUAACUUGUGUUCCUUCUUCUUCGGUUCCAGACUUUUGAUUAAGCAAAGCAAAUUAAUAAAGUAAAGUUCACGUU